CAUAAAGUCGUAAAUAUUACACAUUUCACAUUUAAAUUAUGUAGUUGUAAAGUUGGAAAAACGAUUUACUUGUUGCGUCCAUAUUGCACACUCUCCAAAUACAAUUAUGUCCGCUUCACCAUCGAGACUUCCACAUGCCAUGCUCAAACAAUAUCUGGAUGGAGCAAGAAAAACCACAUUAUCUCCAAUUCUGAAAGCUACUGCUUUUAUUGCGAUGGCUCUACUUGAAAAAAUAUUCGUGGAUGAAAUAUUUCGAUGUCCUUGCAGAACCGACACGCAGACAUGCUUAGAUUGGAACUUCUUCUAUAGCUUGCUGUUCUUUCUCAUCCCUGCAUUCUCGUUGUAUCUUCUAAGCCUGGCUCAAGACAACGGCGUCUGGAAUCUGUUCAUGGGAAUAUGCAGAAGGAAAAGCAAAAAGAAAAAUUGCUUUUCGGUGUUCUGGUGUUGUUGCUGUUGUGCACUAGAUGGCGUCCAUGAUGCUAGAGGAAAGAAAUGGUUUCAAGCUAAUGCUCAAGCAUUCGCAGUGAUAAUUGUUUGGUUCGCACUAUCUUUGUUUGAUGGAGAUUAUGGCGCAUGUGCUGUCACCUGCAUUCCUUACACGGAGAAUUGUACCAUUGUUAGCAAGACAAGAAAAGAUCAGUUGCCAUUCUCAGAAACAUAUCAAAGAAAUAAAGAAACGUCUCAGAUCAUUGGAGAAUUCAUGAUAUUCGGAGUUGCCCUGGUAUACCUUUUAAUCGUAUGUUGCAACCGAUGCUGGUAUAAUGCAGACUACAACACAUACGUCAUAGUCGAUAAUUACUUGAAGAUAAAGGAAGAUAUGAUAAGUAAAGAUAUCAGAAAAAUUUUGGAAGAAAAACUCAAAACGGCGAUGCCAGAAUUGCAGAAUAAACGAUACUACAAAGACGCUAUCAAAAAUAUCAAAGAACACGAAGACAAUUACAAUGAUGAUAAUCAUAUUGCAGUUAAUAUUGCAGAGUGGGAGACUGUUAGCACUGUAACAUAGAAGUGAUAGUUCGAUAACAGCACACAGGCCGUAUUAAAAUAAAAUAAAAUAUAAAUUUGAACUAACGUUUGUAUUCAUUACAUUUAUAUUAUAUUAAACUAAAACUUGAUGUAGUAUACACUAAUUUUUCCGUUUUAUGAUGUUUAUGAUAUAUAUCUAAAUGAUUUUAAAAAAUUGGCUAGAAUAGAUAUCAGAUAAAACUAAAUGACUUGCAUUCUAAUAUUUUUACAUGGUGAUAAGUAUUGACACAAAUAAGUCGAUACAUGUAGAGG
Styela clava is the source of this 1275-nucleotide messenger RNA. The record is from RefSeq and is a predicted model, not a curated record. NCBI's taxonomy places the organism in Eukaryota, Metazoa, Chordata, Ascidiacea, Stolidobranchia, Styelidae.